AGGGGGGGUGUGAGGGAGAGGCGGCCAUGGAUGAGGACGGCCUACCCCUCAUGGGGUCGGGCAUAGACCUGACCAAGGUCCCGGCUAUUCAGCAGAAAAGAACUGUGGCAUUUCUAAACCAGUUUGUGGUGCAUACAGUGCAGUUCCUCAACCGCUUUUCUACAGUGUGUGAAGAGAAACUUUCAGCUCUUUCGCUUCGAAUUCAACAAAUUGAAACCACACUCAAUAUUUUGGACGCAAAGCUGUCCUCUAUUCCGGGCUUGGAAGAUGUCAAAUUUGAAAUAUCUAACGCUAAUGUCAACACUGUUACAAACAGUUCACCCCCUGAAGCUCCUUCAAGUCAACAGUCAGCAACAAUAUCACCUCAAUCAGAGCAGAACAUUAUACAAGACCCUGGACUGCAGAAAAAUGAAGUAGCAGCUGAAAAUGCCUUAACUGUAGCCAAGGAUCCAAGAUAUGCCAGAUAUCUCAAAAUGGUUCAAGUGGGUGUUCCUGUUAUGGCAAUAAGAAACAAAAUGAUAGCAGAAGGACUGGAUCCAGAUCUUCUUGAGAAGCCAGAUGCUCUAGUGCCUGAUGGGAAAAGUGAAAUGAUGGCAGAAGACAAUUCUGAUAGCGAAUCUUCUUUUAGUGACUGAGUUUGGUUCACAUUUUGAUACAUGCCGUACAGAUCUAUGCAAAGAACUUUUUCUAUCUCUUUUGGCUUGAAACCUAAGAUGAAAUCUAUAUGAACUAUUUGGGGGAAAACUGUAACUAAGUUUCAGUAGUCAUCUCAAGUCUUCCAGGAAUAUUCAGUAGAUUUCCAGGAGUAGCUAAUGGUGUCUGAACAUAAGCUGAAAAAGUUUUAUCAGUGGUUUAUCUUAAUUCUAAAAGAGAAGUUAUAUAAUGGUUAUGUAUGUAGGCGCUACAAGGCAAAUAGCCACACAGCUAACAGAAAUGCUCUUUAUAUUAAGGUAAGAGAGUUUUGAUUUCGAGUACAAACUUAAAGCUUGUGUCUAUCUUUGACCUGUCAUCAAAUUAAAUUACUUUGUCCCUAUCUCUUAUCAGGUAACAUACUAAAAUAAAGAACUAUCAUGACAGACACUAUGGAAUUCUAUUCUAGUGUUAUAUUACGCAUUAAAGAAAUAGAGAAGAUUUUUGCACUAAAGGGGAAUAGACUUGAUUCAUUCUACUAACACUUAAUUUUGAUAAAAUUAAUAAUUCAGUUUUGACAAACAUUUUAGUAUGCAGUUUACUUCAUGUGGCUUGCUAGAAAUUAACGUAAGAAAAGCAGUGGAAGUAUCAGUCAUAUAAGAUUGGAUGCUCAGGCUAGGCAAAUGUCAGGAUUAUUUGGUUAUGAUCCUGAGAAGAGACUAGAUAUUAAUGGAAUACAGUCGUGGGUUCAAAUAUCACUAAAUUCAGUGGGCCUAAAAGUAGUCAUCAGCCUAGAGCAAUUUGAUGGCGUUUUGAAAGUGCUUUCAAUUUCAGUUCAAAAGAAAUGAUAUAGAAGAGGAGAGAUAAGUGGCUUUUUCACCUAACAAGAAUUUCUCCAGAAUUAGGAUUUGUCUCAAAUCUUGAAUUUGGGAAAGCCAGUCUAAUGCUUCGUAUGUGGGUAAAUCUGGUCAUUAUAUCAAAAGUACUGAGUUGAUUAAUUUGUACUCAGAUAGUGUGCUAUUGCAUUUAUUUCUUUUUCGAUCUAAGAAUAGAUUUGAUGGCAAACCAUAUUUUCGACUUUUAAACCUUUCCCGUUAUAAGCUUUGGGAAGCGGCCUAGUGGAAAGAGCACAGGCUUGGGAGUCAGAGG
Molecule: messenger RNA, 1779 nt
Organism: Tachyglossus aculeatus (Australian echidna)
Lineage: Eukaryota; Metazoa; Chordata; Mammalia; Monotremata; Tachyglossidae
Gene: WASHC3
Product: WASH complex subunit 3
Exons: 7
Coding region: 27-635 (202 amino acids)
Biological process (GO): exocytosis; actin filament polymerization
Cellular component (GO): WASH complex
Source: RefSeq, a predicted model, not a curated record